AUGACACGACGGACAAUCCUUCGAUCAGGCACAAGUGCUCCUGACGCCGAAGCCGGGGCAUCGAGACCGAUUGAUCUCUUCAAAGGCUGGCCGAAUCCUACACUUCUUCCCCCGCAACAGCUUAACGAUGCCGCCGAUGAUAUACUUGCGGAUCCUCGCAAUUCAGACGUUAUGUUCUACGGUCCUGAUGCAGGGUAUGGCCCAUUGAGGGAAGAAAUAGCUAAGUGGUUGGACGAUUUCUACCAGCCUCGAGAACCGAUUUCAAGUGGCAGAAUAUGCAUUAGCGGAGGUGCCAGUCAGAAUCUGGCGUGCAUUUUGCAAACCUUUACUGAUCCAAUUUACACUCGCAAUGUCUGGAUGGUGGCGCCGACCUACUAUUUGGCGUGCAGAAUAUUCGCAGACUCCGGUUUUGACAACCGGAUGAAGGCAGUUCCUGAAGACGCCGAAGGAAUUGAUCUCGACUAUCUGGAACGCGGCCUACGCCAAAGUGAGAAGCGAGCUCUGGCAGAGAAUAACACCUCUCCAAAGCUCAAGUCUCCGAAGCCAUGGAGGAAGAUCUACAAGCACAUCAUCUAUGCUGUACCGACUUUUGCCAACCCUUCUGGCCGUAUUAUGAGCUUGAGUCACCGACGUAAAUUGGUACACCUGGCCAGGCAAUACGACGCCCUGAUAGUAACUGACGACGUCUAUGACAUGCUUCAAUGGCCCUCCGAUCCCAAGGUCGGGCCCCGCCGGAUGGACCGGGCGGUAAUGCCACGAAUAGUGGACAUUGACCGAGAACUGGACGGCGGACCCAAGGAUGAGUACGGAAAUGCAGUCAGCAAUGGCAGCUUCAGCAAGAUCGUGGCCCCAGGCUGUCGGACGGGAUGGGCUGAGGGGACCGAGGCGUUGGCCUAUGGUCUCUCACAGACGGGAUCAACUCGGUCAGGAGGUUCACCCUCGCACCUCGUUGCGUCGUUCAUCUACCAGAUGUUGACAAGCAGAACCUUACAGCACCAUAUAUUCGAAGAAUUGCAACCUGCAUACGCACGACGGUACCAUCGCAUGAUGCGCGCAAUCGAAGACGUGCUGCUGCCGCUUGGCUUGACGAUGCCUCAACCAAACAACGAGAUUGCUGGCGGAUACUUUGUCUGGCUGACCCUCCCAGGAUCCCUGAACGCCACGAAGAUAUAUGAACGGGCAUUGGAAGAGGAGAGCUUGACCAUAAUCUCGGGCCCAAAAUUCAAGGUGGAGGGUGACGAGGAGAACGCAGCAACACAGUUCGAGAAUGAGCUGCGACUUUGCUAUGCAUGGGACGACGUGGAUGUGUUGGAAGAGGGUGUAAAGCGGUUGGCACGUGUAAUAAAAAGGGAGAUGACCGAAUCAGCUAAAAAAUGCAAUGAGGCGUAG
Messenger RNA from Capronia coronata CBS 617.96, 1389 nucleotides. RefSeq lists its product as uncharacterized. The record is from RefSeq and is a predicted model, not a curated record. Lineage: Eukaryota; Fungi; Ascomycota; Eurotiomycetes; Chaetothyriales; Herpotrichiellaceae. The transcript has a single exon. Gene Ontology annotation, molecular function: L-2-aminoadipate:2-oxoglutarate transaminase activity; pyridoxal phosphate binding. Gene Ontology annotation, biological process: biosynthetic process. Bases 1 to 1389 code for a protein of 462 amino acids.